Boleophthalmus pectinirostris (great blue-spotted mudskipper) is the source of this 4950-nucleotide messenger RNA. It is a transcript of the gene zer1, whose product is annotated as zyg-11 related, cell cycle regulator. Gene Ontology annotation, molecular function: protein binding. Gene Ontology annotation, cellular component: Cul2-RING ubiquitin ligase complex. The record is from RefSeq and is a predicted model, not a curated record. Lineage: Eukaryota; Metazoa; Chordata; Actinopteri; Gobiiformes; Gobiidae.
CCAUUGUGAAAAUUGUAUUUAAUAUAUCUUAGUAUAUCUAUCUACGUGUCUUUAAAAGUAUUCAAGAUAAGUGGUUGAGUGUCAUACCCAUAUCAUAACCUAUCAUUAUGGAAAUCUGCAUAGGGCGAAUUUUGAUUAGGAUGGUGGGAGUGGAGGCUUCGGACUGAAUAGGUCACGGAUGUAUUAGGGAAAGAAUCGACAGAGAAGGUGACGGGCAGCCAAGAGGAGUUCUAGUACAAGUAGUAGGAGGAGUCUGUUUGUUGACAUCGGACGAAUACCAGAAUCAUAUGAGUGAAGAUUAUCUGUAAUAACACCCUUUCGCGCCCACAUCAGGACACUUCGCCUUGGCGAAGGCUAAGGUAGACCACCCCCUACAGACACGAACAUUAGAAGAGCGCUGACCACAUUUUGUAGCAACCUGCACUGCCUUGUCAUUGAUCUGAGCUAGAAAAGAAGAGGUGAACAUGGCAGCCAAAGCAGGAGACAACCCUGAUAGCCUUAUGACGCUGGCAACAGUGUUUUGCUUGAAAAAUCUCAGGAAUACCAUGUGUUACCAGGGUUUCAGAAACAAGCUGUGUCUUCGAUCUGACAUCUUUCUUCCAAGUGAAAUCUGUGACAAGUUGGUCAACACAUAUAUGGAGUUGGUUCAUACAAAUAGUAAUUUUGAUCCAGAGGAGAGUUUCUUUCAACUGUUCUCAGACCCCCGAAGCACCAGACUGACCCGGGUACAGCUCAGAGAAGACUUUGUGCGUGACAGAGACCUUGAAGCUAUAAGAAAACAGGAUCUUAUUGAGCUUCAUCUCAUCUACUGCAACAAUCUAUCGUCACGCAGCUUGAAAACUUUAACAUGUUUUCGAGAGACUUUAGUUUCACUUUGUCUUUUCAACUGCAGCAACUUAUUUUACAAAAAGGGUGGUGCUCCACUCGCUUGUAACGAUGACUCUGAGGACAGUCCUGCUUCUAGGCAAGCACUAGAGACGGACUUUAACUUUGAAGGCUUCAACCGCCUUCGCUUGCUUAACUUAGGAGGUCUGUCUGAAGAGGUGGAUGUUGAGGCCCUCCUCAGACCACUCAAAUCUAUAACAUCACUAGAUUUAUCUAAUGUACAGCUGCAAGGUACAACCUUUCUCAUCCAAUGGAAAGACAGACUAGCUUCUCUUGUUCUCUAUAACGUGGACCUCUCAGAGGAGUUGGUAAACACUGUACUGGAACUUGUUAAUCUCAGGCAUCUGGAUAUCUCUCGUGAGAGCAGAAAAGCCUCCAGAUUUAAAAUGACAAAAAAAAUACUUGUAGCUAUUGUGAGACUGAUCCAUCUAGUGUCAUUAGACAUCUCUGGACACAUUAUGCUAGACAACUGCACAGUUCCACACUUUGAAGAAGCUAUGGGCCGACCAAGUAUUGAGCCAUGUAAGAGUAGCAUUUACCCCUUCCAAGAACUGAAACGACCUCUGCAAUUUUUGGGCUUAUAUGAUACCACUUUGUGCAACGUGACACACAUCCCUGCCUACAAGGUAACUGGAUCAAAAAAUGAAGACCAAGUUUUGAAUGCCAUUGAAGCUUACACUGAAUUUCGUCCAGAGUUGGCCCACAGAGCUAUCAAUCAAUUAUUUGACAUAGCCAGGAUACAACAUUGUAGCCAGCUCCUUAGAGCUUUGCAACUUGUUAUUGCAGCACUGAAGUGUCAUAAAUAUGAUAAAAGCAUCCAAGUGACAGGCAGUGCUGCCCUGUUUUACUUGACGAACACAGAGUAUCGCAGUGAUCAAAGUGUGCGAUUGCGCAGAGAGGUCAUUGAAGUAGUGCUGAAUGGGAUGGAGCAGUACCAGGAGGUUACUGUCCAAAGAAACUGCUGCCUGACGCUAUGUAACUUCAGUAUUCCUGAGGAGCUGGAGUUUCAGUACAGUCGGGUCAACCAGCUGUUGCUCAAAAUUCUGGAGCCAGCCAGACAGGAUGAGUCCAUCCAGAGAAUUGCUGUACAUCUCUGCAAUGCAUUAGUGUGUCAAGUAGACAACCACCACAAAGAGGCUGUUGGGAAAAUGGGAUUUGUCAAGACCAUGUUGAAUUUAAUUCAAAAGAAGCUGCAUGACAGAAUGUGUGACCAGGUGAUGGAGUUCUCAUGGAGCGCGCUGUGGAACAUCACCGAUGAGACGCCAGACAACUGUCAAAUGUUCCUUAACUGUCGAGGCAUGAGUCUCUUCCUUGAGUGUCUGCAGGAAUUUCCAGACAAACAGGAGCUUCACCGUAACAUGUUGGGUCUGCUUGGAAAUGUUGCAGAGGUCAAAGCACUGAGGCCACAACUGCUCACCCCACAAUUCAUUACAGUGUUUAGUAACCUCUUGGACAGUAAAGCAGAUGGGAUAGAGGUGUCGUAUAAUGCAUGUGGCGUCCUUUCACACAUUAUGUUUGAUGGACCAGAAGUUUGGUCUAUGGACGAGCCUCUGCGAGAGACGGUCAUGGACAAGAUGUGGGAGGCCAUCCAGAGUUGGGACGUCAGCUCACGACGCAACAUUAACUACAGGUCAUUCGAGCCCAUCCUGCGACUGCUGCCUCAGACCAUCUCGCCUGUCAGUCAGCACUGGGCCACUUGGGCUCUCUACAACUUGGUGUCAGUUUACCCAAGUAAAUACUGUCCAUUACUAAUCAAAGAGGGAGGAAUAGGCCUUCUAGAGAAGGUCUUGGACCUGGAGAGCUCACAUCCAGACACCAAGGAUAUGGCCAGAAAAGUAAUGGAGCAAUGUGAAAACUUUAAAGAAGAUCCUAUGGAAACAAAUCAUGGACAGGAGGUAAACUAUGAACAAAGAGGCUGAAGCUGUAGGAGGCACAGUUUCAUGAAACCAGAAAAACUUCAUCUGUAAUCAGCCGAAGGGUCAAAUUAUGUGCAUUAUUCUUUUGAUUUCUUUGUAAUAUUUUUUUUUUGUAGAUCAGAUAUAUAUCUAUUUGGCCCUCCUCAUAGCAGUUAAAUGACACUUAAAACAUGGUGCAUGGUGUUUUUGAGGGUGCUUACUUUUCAAGAGCAUCUGUGCAGGGCAGAUUUUUGUGAGGGGGAGUAUCUUUUUUUUUUUUUUUUUUUUUUUGUGGGGUUCAAAGAUUGUCUGAGCGAUGUCUGGGUUCUCACCUCGCUCACCAUAAACUGACAUAAUGUUUAGAAUAAGACGCUCAAGUCGUCCACUGUAUCAGAGCGGGGGGUUGGUGUGGAGCUGUGGAGGUGGUUAGGUGUAGUCACUUUGUGUGUAGAAAUGGUAACACUGAUGAGAGGGGUGUUCUCUCCAUGUGGCACAAUGUCAGAUUUCUUUGUUAUUUAUGUAAAUAUUCUUUGUCUUAUUGUUUUAUUGUGUGUAUGUUUUAUAAUAUCUGUAAACAACCUCCAUAUUUAAACCUGAUUUUUCAAAAGCUCAUUGGUAAACUAUAGAUGUUAUACCAGUCCUUCUUGUGCAGUAAUGCUACAUAUUUAUACCCCACAAAUGAGUAGUUGGCUUCCAGUCCAGUUUUUUAUAAAUUAAUCAUGGGUAUUUUGAUUGUAUUAUUUUGGUCUGGCGCUAACACACCAUGGCAUGUUAAGGCGUGCUGAUGUGGCCCGUACCCUUCCUGACUCAACCAUAUUUAUUACAGGCUUGGGACCAGCACAAAGUGACCACAUUUUGCACAGGUACAUUUGUGAAUAUCUUUGUAAAUAUGUAAUGAGAGAAUACAGACCACACAGAUUGAAAAAGUAACUAAAAAUGGACACAGAUCAAAGUAGGCAGAGAGCAUUGCUUUUUUUCCUUUAUUUUUUCUUAUUUUAUAAUAGAUCACCACCUUGCUUUAUUUUAUGUUUUAAAAACUACAUAAUUUAUACAUCUAACCAGAUUUUAAUAAAUACAAGACAGGACCAUACGUCUGUCAAGACCGACACUGAUCAACAUGCUGCUAUACUGAUUGCUAACACACAUUUAUUUUAAAAGCUAAAAGGGGAGCAAUGGGUGCAUUAAAUUUCAUGUUACAUACCAUUAGUUUACCAUUAGAACUAAGCCAUGGUAGACUAAAGGUCGAUCACUGAAGUAAGUAUGUGAUCUCAUAGUGUAUUUAUUAGACUUUGGCACUCCUCAUCACAAAGCUUUGUAGAUUUAUUCCUGCAAAACUGUGUAACUGGACAAAAGUGUAACUGUAAUUCAAACAACAGAAAGCUAUUCAUAUGAACAAUAGAGCCAAUGCCACCAGAACAAGUCUUUCUUGAUUAGUGCAUUCUGGUAAAGCAUUCAUCAGUUAUAACUAAACAUUUCCACCUGAGUUUCACUUCAUAUACUGUAUAAACAUGCAUGUAAAAAGCAGUCACUGAUGUCCACAGAAGCUGCUCCUUUUAUCUUUUAAACUGUGUGUGUUUAGAUGAAAACCAAUAACUCAAAGUACUGCACACAGCUCUAACUCUAUGUAGCACAUCUUCAUCAAAAGCAUCAUCAGCUGAGUUAACUGUUUCUCUCAAAUGUCUUUGGGUGAUUUCGCCCAUCCGUUGAGUUAAGGAGAGUUAUAUGGAAAAUUUAUUAAAGAAGCUUUUGUUUUAUUUGUAGGAUUUGUGUAGAUAGUCAGUUUGCUUCUUGAAUCCUGGGUUAAUUGUCAAUAUUAAAAGCAGAGGAAGGCUUGCAUUUAAAAUUAAAGCCUACUAGUUUUGUUUCUUUUUUCUUUUCUUUUUUUUUUUUUUUGGUUUUUACUGAAAUCUUUGGCAAUUAUUAAAUAAUUACUGUUAAGGGUUGACUGUUAAAUAUAGGCCUAACUGAAAUUGUAGCCUGCACAACCCUGGCUCAGUUGGUCAGUUUGUUUUGCCUACUGAUGUUUUGCUUUGGAAAAUCUUGUCAGCUUUUUGGGAUCAUUGAUUAUUAACCAAAUCUAAGACGGCAGCAUUUGAAUAAAACUGUAUAUUCUGACAAGUACCAAACCAUUAUUGAGCAUAAGCAAUAAAGAUGGAGUGGUAAAGAAGUA